AUGCCACUGGGGGGAGCUCAAGUGCGACCACAAUUUCAAGCUGGGGACCAACUUGAGGUAGAGCUUGACGGUUGGAGUCUUGGGAGUGUUGCCAGAGACAAUGGCAACCAGACAUUCGACAUCCAAUUCGACGGGUAUGGACGGCUUGGUCUCAAUUUGCCCAGAGACCGCAUAUGCAGUGUUUUCGAGAAGAGCAACCCCGGUCGAGACCUGAUUGCUGGACAGCGUGUGAAGGUUGUGGAGUUCGGGAAGGCCAGAUUCGUUGCUGAAAACAAAGACGGCACCUACCGUGUGCACAUGGACGGGGAGGAAGAGGCCUGCGAUGUGGAAGUGGAGUUUGUGCGGUCGGGCCUGUGCGACCGAUCCCCUGAGCCAGAGCCGAAGAGGAGGCGCACAGACGCAGACUGCGGACCGAAUGCCUGCUUUGCCACAAUUUUCGAUGGUGCAUUGGGAUCUUUGUUGAGGUCCUUCCUUUGUCCCUUUGAUGUGUUCUACUUAAACUUCAUAAGUUCAAGAAGCAGAUCGGACCAGAUGUUCCUCCUCUUCCACUUGAGAUCUGCCUGCCGAGCGUGGCAAAAAGCAAUGCAUCAGCAUCUCUUCCCAUGCCUUGAUGCUGCGUGGAUGGCCAAGGAGAAGGCCAAACUCCAGAAGGAGGAGGAGGGGCUCGAACCGAAAAGUCGCCAUUGGUCAAUGAGUUUGCACAACAGGAAGGAGCCUGACCGAUACAAUGCAGGAGCCUAUCGUUUUCUCGAUGAACGGGUUCGUGCAGGCUUGAGCCAAUUCAGCGGCGUCGGAUUUCGCUGUAGCAGACGUGAGCCGUCCUUGCUCGUGACAGGAGCUGCUGACUCACGGUUCAAUGGCUUCUACAGGCAUGGGCCUGGGUCCCACAGGCAGGUGUUCCACAAUCGUCUGACCGGUGCAGUGCUCUACCAUUCACUUGCGGCAUGCUCAUGUGCAGAUGGAGUGGAGGGCCACACAACUCAGUGGUGCAACGGCAAGUGGAUCAUGGGCAUGGGCAAGUCUAGCCAGAUUGUCAGCAAGUCCAAGUGGGAGGACAUCAAUGGAAAGUAUCGAGUUGUCGACAUCGUGAAUGAGCACCACAAGUACAUCAACGAGCAUGGUGCCGUGAUGUAUUGGAGCGAGUACCGUUGGCGCAUCAAGCUCAGUGAGUUGUCGCCUGAGCCAGUGUACACGUCCGGAGUAUCAAGUGACCUAGAUCAAAGCGCUCCACGUGGAGUUUGGGUCAAGGCCGAUCCUAGAGGUAGAGCUCAGGGGGUUCUUGGCAACCCCACGCCUGAUGACGACACAUGCUUAGUAGAGUGCCUGCAUGAUGACUGCGUCUUUUCGACCAGCUCUUCCCGAAAUGCAAAGAGUGCUCACGCUCUACUGCCGCCACUGGACGAGAGGUGGCAUUCUCUUUUGGGCAGCUCUCACAUCGUGAUCCAGGAGCUGGGGAGCGUGACUCCAUGUUUGCCUAGCAUUCGGAGUGGGCUUUGGGCAAGAGAUGCGGAGACCCGCAGUGCGGCACUGGAAUGCCUUGCAAAGCUCUGCCCUGAUGAAAACACCUUCGAGGAAGUUAUCGAGUUCACAUCCGAUGAAAGCUCAAGAGUUCGAACUACUGCGACCAGGCUCAUCUCUGCUCUUGCCACGAAAGACCUCACCACGAAGUAUCGUGUGGCUACCAUCCUUGCAGAGUCCUGUCUUCAGCGCCGCCCAGACUUUGACACCUGUGGUUCAGACUCGCGUCGCUCUGCACUCGAUUGCCUCGUUGACUUGGGCAAGAAGGGCUUUGUGCCGAAGAAAGGGAUUCUGACGCUCCUGUACCGCUUGAGUCGACAGAGGGCAAGUAUGCAUGAAGCCGUUUUGCAGUACUUGCCGCAAAUUGCCUCAAGAGGCGAUGAGAGCGCCAGGGACAGCAUUCUGCACAUCUUGGAAGCUGCCAAGGGUGUCGAGAAGAAAGGUGCUGCAUUGAAGGCGCUUUCUCUCGUUGCGAGCAGAGGUGAUUCCAAAGCUGUUGCUGCAGUGCUUCCGUUUUGUGGCGGUCGAACGAAGAUAUCGUUUUGGAGUGGCAAGUCAGACCGCAGCGAAGAGGUACGAAGUGAUGCGAUUGAGGCGCUCGGAAAUCUCUGUGAAGCUAGUGAUGAUGCCGCAAUUCGCACCAUCAUCGAAGGUUUCGGGGACCAGUGGCAUUGCGCCAUAUCUGCCGCAAACAGAGCAUUGCAUGCUGUGGCUGCGCAAGGUACAGCAACACUGAAGGUGGUCGUUCUUGAGUUCCUUGAGCAUAAGGACUGCGGUGUUCGAAGGCAAGCUUUCUCUCUAGCAAGACAGUAUAUCGGUUUGGCUGAUUCCGGCGUUCAAUCUUACUUGCUGAAGGCACUCAGUGGUGCAGACGCAGAUCUACGAUUGGAUUGCGUUCAGGCCGUGACACUUGCGGCAGGUGGGACCAAGGAUACAGAUCGUCUGAGUCUGAAGUUUCGGCAGACCUGUCGAUCAGCAGUGCUCGGCAUGCUCAGUGACACGUCUGUGUUCGUACGCUUUGCCGCUAUCACAGCCACGGUGCGGCUCUCCGAAAGAAAGGAUCAAGAAGCCGCGACAGCGAUCAAGCGCCGGUUGCGAGAUCGGCAGCCAUGUCUUCGAAUCCAAGCUAUCAAGGGUUUGCAAGCCCUGGACAUGUUGAAGCAUCCAGACACAUAUCCUGCUGUUCUCUCUCGCCUCGAUGACGAGUGCCUGGACGUUCGGCAUGCAGCUGCAGCCUUUGUGGCUGCACAGUGGUGGCCACCGCCAUGCAUGUGCUCCUUCUGCGACUCUGAAAUCGAGUGCCAACUUGGCAACGACACCAUGGAAGCUGACCUGCACGAGUUCAUGAAGUACUACGAAGGUAGAUACAUACACCAGGAGAUCGACAGGGCAACAGUACAGCUGGUGCCGGUCGUCAAUCCCAACUACCUGAUGUUUGUGGAUUCAGCUUGUUUGGAAGCUCUCCGCAAGGCACAAGAUGGAAGCGACAUCUCUCGUGAUCUCAUACAGAAAGGCUUUUGGGAUGCAGAGCAGCUGCCUGACUCAUGCCUCCUCCUUGCCGUGGACAUCCGGGCAAUUCAUCGAAGUCUUCUGCAGAAUUGGGCGCCCGACACCUUGGGUCCUGCUCUGGUGAAAGCCCGCGACUUGUUCGAAGCAUGCCGCGGAAGUGCCACUGCGAGUGCCACGGAUGAUUUUGAUAUGAAGCCGAGUCGACUUCGAGAGCUUCUCGCAGAUAAUCCGCUUGGACUGCAAGAAGAGCUUGAAGAAGAGGAGCUUGUCUUUGAUGACGUCGAAGAGUCUGGAGAGGAAGAAACGGCAGAUUUUGAUGACAUGGACAUGGAUGUUGGCUUGGAAGAUGAGAUGGGGUUUGGAAUGGAAGGCGAAGGGAGUUCAUCAGAAGGAUGA
Messenger RNA from Symbiodinium sp. CCMP2592, 3423 nucleotides. Lineage: Eukaryota; Dinophyceae; Suessiales; Symbiodiniaceae. The record is from the annotation of a GenBank genome assembly.